AUGCGUCUCUCUGCAGUCCAGAGAGCAGCUUACCGACUUCGAUACCACCAGGGCAAACUUCCUCCCGGAUACGAGAACAUGACCCAUCCCCUUAAGCCGCCUGCGUGGGCCAAGAACUUCCCCGACUCUACUGCCAAGCCAAGCAGCCUGUUCAACUUUACUGGAACGACUGCAUCGUCGACAGCGGCGGUGAGGAAGGUCCUCACAGAGAAUGACCACGGAUACGACAUCUUCGAGAACCCGCCCCGGCGAUGUGAGCAGCUAACAGCAGACGCGCACAACCACUUCUCCCACUCAGCUCUAAGCCGCUACGCCCUCGGUGCGACUGCCCCGCUGAUUGACGCCGACUGGGUCUAUGACCGCCAGCACUUAGCCCCGCUCGAUCCCAUCGAAGGCGGCCGCGAGCGUGAGAUCAAGACCCUCGACCUGCCCGACAAGUUCACAACGGACAACUGGGCAGACAAGAAGUGCGCUUAUUCUCGGUACAUUGUCUUCUUCCACGAGGAAGUCGCCCGCCUGGGCCGCGAAGAGGCCGUGCGGCAGUACAUCUUUGGCAAGGCCGGCAACGGCGAAACCGGAGGUGGAGUCGCAAGGAAUCUGCUGCUGCUGUACGGCGGCGUGUUGCACCCGAUGCUGCACAUCGGCUUCGGGCUCGAGUUCGGGGACGACGUGCUCGUGGCUGAAGGUCUGGCUCUGACGUGUAUCCAUGAGCUGGGCGUGCUGCCGGAGCUCUUCCCGCCCAACUGGCCGCAGGACGCGCCCCUCCCCAAGCCCAAGGGUGGAUAUGCCGACAGCUUGCUCGAGAUCUACUUCGAGUUUUGCCGGGAUAAGGUCCUCGAUCCCGGGCCCUACGACCCGGACCAGCUCAUCAGUGCGCGACUCCGGAACGCGGUCGCGACGCCCGAGAAACAGAGCCGUCUGCGCGACCUCGUCGCCAGCUGGAACCUCGAGAAUAUGAGCGAGGCGGGGCUGCAGAGGCUCCAGACCGAGCUCGGAUUCUGGGUCACGCUCCUGACCUCGGGCACGAGUAGGCCGGGGCACAAGCCCCGCAUCGACUUCUUCCUCAUGCACAUGCUGACGUCGUCGCUGUUUGUGCCGAGCUACCUCCGGAUCCUCAGCGAUACCGACAAGCGCAUCUUCCUGCAGGGCUACCUGCUUGCGGGACUGCAGAUGUGCAUGUCCCGCGGUAGCCCCAAGCUCUAUCCCGCCAGCAUCAUGGGGUACACCGAGUAUCCGGCCGGACCCGCGCCAUUGGCGGCAGACAGGGCCGAGGACGCCGACAAAUUGCACGCAAUCGGCACGCCCAAGGAUCGCAGGGAGGGCAACCCCUGGCUCCGGAUCGUGGACAAUGCGCUCGUCGCGCACGACAGCCACGUGCCCAAGAGUAUCCGCUCGCUCGUGUUUUAUGCCCAGCACGCAGGCGAGACGCCCAAGGGCGGAUAUCCUGGUGCCAAGAGCGAGAAGGAGAUUGAGACAAUGGGCGGAUUGAGCGGGGAGGAGAAACAGUGGUGGAGGGACAUCAAUCAGGUUGACGGAAGCGUGUUUGUGCGUGGCGCUGGUGCACUCAUGGAUGUGCUCGGGUGGACGAAGGAGGGUACGAAGCAGGGCGAGUGGGACCGGUCCGCCCUCGGCUGGGACGGAGCCUGGGAGGGCGACGCGGUGACGGACCACUGGCGCCGGGCCGGCGACUAA
Messenger RNA from Trichosporon asahii var. asahii CBS 2479, 1692 nucleotides. RefSeq lists its product as uncharacterized. Gene Ontology annotation, molecular function: oxidoreductase activity. Lineage: Eukaryota; Fungi; Basidiomycota; Tremellomycetes; Trichosporonales; Trichosporonaceae. The transcript is spliced from 3 exons. Bases 1 to 1692 code for a protein of 563 amino acids. The record is from RefSeq and is a predicted model, not a curated record.